UAAAGUUGGCAGAACAUCAGGAGGUAAAUGUAUAUUCAGAUUCAGCAUAUGCCACAGGUGCAGUUCAUGUGGAGUUAUGUCAGUGGUUGAGAGCAGGAUUUUUGACAGCGGGGGGUAAACCUAUAAAACACGAGAUCAGGAGGUAAAUGUAUAUUCAGAUUCAGCAUAUGCCACAGGUGCAGUUCAUGUGGAGUUAUGUCAGUGGUUGAGAGCAGGAUUUUUGACAGCGGGGGGUAAACCUAUAAAACACGAGAUGGAAAUGAGAGAGCUGGCCGAUGCUUUGUUAUUACCGGCCAGAAUUGCCGUGAUAAAGUGCAAAGGUCAUGAUAACAGUAAUUCAGCCAUUGCAUUAGGGAAUCAGGCUGCAGACCAGGCUGCCAAAGCAGCCGCUGGAUAUGCGCCUCAGAUGAUGAUGGUGACGGUGGAAGAUGAGCUGAGAGAAGAGUUGAGCAUGAGUAACAUUAAACUGUUGCAGAGCAGAGCAGCUCCGGAGGAGAAGAAUAUGUGGAGGCUCAGAGGAGCCUCAGAGCAGGAAGGUUGCUGGAGAGGGCCAGAUGGCAGACUGGUUUUUCCUCCAGGUUUGAAACAGAAGCUUUUUUCUGAGGCACAUGGUGUUGGACAUGUGGGUGUCAGACAGAUGAUGGACAACCUGAACCAUUGGUGGCAUCCAUUUAUGUCAGAUAUGGUCAAACAUUUUGUAAAAAGUUGUUCACUGUGUGGGCAAUUUAACUCAAAGAAGACUUUGAAACCUUUGCAGGGCAGAUUUCCUUUGAUCACAGUUCCUGGGAAGGAAGUGAUUCUUGAUUAUAUGGACAUGGUGACCCCUGCUGGUGGUUUUAAGUAUUUGUUGGUGUGUGUGGACGCUUUUACAGGAUGGCCAGAGGCCUGGCCUGCUAGAAGAGAGGACAGCAAAACUGUGAUAAAAUGCCUCAUUAACCAUUACAUUCCCAGGCACGGGUUCCCUGAAAACAUCAGGACUGACAAUGGAACCCACUUCAAGAACCAGGACCUGCAACGAGUGGAGUCCAGUUUAGGGCUCACACACAGGUUUGGCACUGUGUAUCGCCCCCAGUCGCAGGGCAAAGUGGAGAGAAUGAACCUGAACUUGAAGAAUAAGUUGGCUAAAAUCUGUGCGCAAACGAAACUAUCAUGGGUUGAUGCCUUGCCUCUCGCUCUGAUGUCAAUCAGGUCUUCGGUUAAUUCAACCACAGGAUUUACUCCUUACGAGCUGGAGACGGGAAGAAGCUUUCCUGGGCCCCAACGUCGACCACCGGGAACUGCAGAUGACCUGCAGAGUCUGACAAGUAAGGAGUACUUCUCACAGUUGCAGGCUGUGCUGGAGGCGUACACCAAGAUCCGUGGACAUCCCAAGGAAGGAGAAAGAGGAACGCCACCUCCGGACGUCGACUGGGUUUGGCUCAAGGUCAUCAAAAGAAAGUGGUCAGAGCCGAGGUUCACGGGACCCUUCAAGGUGAUCGAGAGAACCUCACAUGCGGUGAGGUUGGGAGGAAAAGGUAAUACGUGGUUUAAUUGGAGCCAGUGUGCACCAGCAGCAGAACCUCAGAGGUCGUUGACGGAGGUUCAGGAGGUUUAA
Molecule: messenger RNA, 1594 nt
Organism: Fundulus heteroclitus (mummichog)
Lineage: Eukaryota; Metazoa; Chordata; Actinopteri; Cyprinodontiformes; Fundulidae
Exons: 1
Coding region: 254-1594 (446 amino acids)
Biological process (GO): DNA integration
Molecular function (GO): nucleic acid binding; RNA-DNA hybrid ribonuclease activity
Source: RefSeq, a predicted model, not a curated record